CACACACACACACACACACACACACAUAUAUAUAUAUAUAUAUAAUUUAUAUAUUUCAAUCUAUCUUUAUUUAAUCCAUCUUUCUUUUUGCUUUGUCGCUGCUUCUUUCUUUUACUUGCCAGUUUACAUGAUAUAUUAACGCGACUACCACCCGCAUAUAUUACCCACUCACGUUUUGCUGACGUAUAGUAUGCAAUUCUUCCUCCGUUUUACACCUUUUGUCUAUAUAAUGUAGACACAAGGAAAUUUAAUUAAAUGGUAUUAGUGCUAGCCGACGUCGUAUCGGUGCGACCGUCAUAUUCAUUGAUAGUGAUGCAUCUUCUUUUAUCGAAGAUGUCAUGAAUAUUUUCCUAAGAUAUUUGUACUUCUAUUGCGCACAUAUAUACUUAUGCGAGCCGAGGGAGCAAUUUAGAGCCCGUGCCUGAGCCCAAGCGCCAUUUACAAACACUGCCUUGAAGGCUGAGAGAAAAGAGGUGGUGUUGUGAUAGUGAGAGGUGGAUGAGAACGAGAAUACAAUCGCCUGUGAUUGACAUCAAAAAAUCACAUCCUCGGUACAAUAUUUGCGAUUUUGGCCGCUGACCACAUCGCGACUGUCAUCACCGUCGUGAAGAAACGGCCAGCCUCCGCAAGUGGCUGUGUGUCAUUACUGUCUUACAGUCUAACACAUUGCGGCCUCAUGAUUGGUUCAUUCUGGAAUCUCUGCCGUGCGUGCCCUUCAAUGCCGAUUGAUAAGCAGCUUCAUUCGGAAUACAAGAGCACGUACACAUGGCAUGAGUAUACUGGACCGCAUCAGGAGCACACAGUUGUACGACGCGCGCCGCAGCCGCCAUCGUCGACAAAGCAACCAAGUGCGAAACUACAAUCGGCCAAGUCAACAGAGGAUGAGAACAGUGAAGGAUCCACUUUGGAACCACCAUUACCCAGACGAAAGAAAUGUCCGGAGCUCGCUUACAAGACGCAUGAAUUUAUUACGGCAGCGGACGGCGGUGGUAUUGAUGCUAUCGAUUCGAAUGUUGUAGCUGAUAAAGUACGGGAGGUUACAGCAACAUCGACACUGCCACCGAGUCAGCUCAGCAAGGCGAUAUCUCGUAUCAGUACCGAAUAUCGUCUGCAAUUUGCUUGGCCUAGAAGAUCACAAUUAGCAAAUGGUGAUAAUCAAGCGCCAGCUCCAGCAGGAGUCCCCGCAGAUAUGGUGGGCCUACCGAGAAAGUCGCUCAGCAUGGGUGCGCUGAAACAAGGCAUGGUGCCCACUGGACUCGUACCAGUACACAAGAAGCGACCUGGUGACUUUGAUCAUAAACGCGAUGGAAUUCAGGCAUCGGAACUGGAACCAUUAGUGACUGGAAUGGACAUGAUGGAUGGUAUAGUUCCAGAAGGCGAUGAGCGCGAGGCAGAUUUAUCGGAUUUAAAAAUAGCUUUCAGGGGUAAAAGAUCAGGUAAAACCGUGCGGAUAUCGGAUAAUAAAAUGUUGGGUCAAUCAGAGGCGAAACCAUUCCCUACGAAGGAGGUGAUCGAGCUUCGACGACUUGCUGAUGAAUACAAGCAUCGUGACUGGGGUUGCGGUCUGACAACCGAGGACGAAGCUUCGCUAUGGAAACGAGUCUCCAGUAACCACGCACUCAACGCACUAUCACUUGCCAGGUCAGUCACUAAAGAGGAGAAAGAGAAGGAGAACACAAGAAAGGUCGCACCAAUUGUCACUAUACCACCGGCAGGUCGACCAUCUUCGGUACAGGCUAGACCAAUUCAUGGCAUAAUGCAGGAUGACACCAAGGAUACUGAUCGAGCUAUUGCUCGCGCAAGAAAGGAUUUCUUGAUCCGCCAUCAUCUCGACCGUACAACUGGUGUGGGUGACGGUGCACUGCUUCCCUCUCCAACGAGAGAAAAGUUGGAGCCCGUCAUACCACGGCGGCGUGAUGACAUCAAGGAGCAUCGGGACGAAAUUCAGCCGCGAACCAAGUCCAGUCCGAAAAAUAGUCCAAGAACCGGACGCUCGCAGAGCCUCGGACCAACUGUCACUGAUCGCAGAUCGCCUAAACGGCAGGCCCCUCGUGCACCAUCUGUUACUAAAGAUACUAAGGAGAAAGAGAAAGAAACAAAAGACAAGGCUAAGGAAUACAGAGAGAAGACCAGCGAGUCUGAAAGACAUCCACGACCGACUUUUCUUGCGACUAUCGCUCCUCCCCAUCGCCCUCUUCAUCACGCAAAACCCACAACCACUACCAACACCACCAACAUCACUGUCACUACCGCUAACAGUACUAGCGCAAGUAUCGCCCCGGUAAAAAGUUUCCCGGUAAAGUAUUCGGUUCAUACGAACGUCCAUCACCUAUCUACGUCGGGCGCUGCCGCUGCGGCCAGGCCGGAGCGCGGCGUUAAAGAUUUAAACCAAAGGUGUCGUGGUGCGAAUGACGAGGCUCAGGCAAAACUGGCCCGCAGGCAUCCAGCAGCUGCGGCUGCAGCCGCCGGCGAUGAUCCAUCAUCCAAAUCAUCCCUCGAAACGCGAUCCGCAUCAAAUCGAGCCGCUACUACCGCCGUUCAAGCUAUGACAGCGGAAUCCCAAAUAAACGGGAAUGUCACCGGCGGGGAUUCGAGCGUCGCGUCGACGCCACCAUCGCAAAUAGCAAAGGCAGCACCUGUCACCCAACCAAGUCCUUGGCUAGACGACGAACCGGUGGUGAAGAGCCCACCAGAGCCAACGAGAGUAAAGUCACCGGAACAGAUGAUCAUGCGCUCGCCGGAACCCGUAAAUUGGACCGUACCCCUCGAUACCGGCAAGACUUUCACCGUUACUCAAAAUGUCCGAGAAGAACCUCUCACACGUCCGCAUAGUGAGGCAAAGACAUGGGCACCGUCCUCGGUUCCAUCGGCACCACAAUCAGCACCGCCAGAACUCGCAGCUCAACAUAAAUUGCAACAUUCCCAACACUCCGGCUACAAAUCACCCGAAAGCGAAAGCGUUUCGCUUGGUAGUUUUAGCGGCAUAAACGGUCAUAAGGACUUAGACUCGGAAAGGGACAGUCCAUUGCUCACGAACGUGCAAGGAACUCCAACAAAAGAUGAAAAGGAGAUCACCGAUAUUGAGGGGACAGAACGGCAAUGCCCAGAAUCGUCGAUAAAAUCAACAGUGGAUACGAACAUGAGAUGCCUAGAAGAUUCAAUGUUCGAGAGGGAAAAAAAAACGGAAAGCAAUAUACCGAUGGCAACAGCGCCGGUGAUAACGACAUCAUCAUUGCCUGUAUCACAGCAGAGUUAUCGCGUUCUUGAGGCCGAAUCACCAUCUCAAAGUACUGGCGGCGGCAGUAGCAGUAUUAGCGGUACUGGAGAGACAGGUGUUAGCACCGGAAGUAGUAUCGCGGGUAGUUAUCAUGUUUUGGAAACAUCAACAAUACCGAGUUCGUUGCAACGUUCAACAGCGAGCGACGUAUUAGAGAAGGCGCGAAAUCGCUUCGACAAAUUCUGGGGAAAAGGCAAUAACGGCACAGAGAAUUAGAAAUAACGUUCUUCAAAACAGCAACAAAGAGAAGAGGAAGAGGACGCUUUGAUGAAGAACUACGAACAAUUUAUCAUUUUGAUAAGACAGCCCUUCCUGGAAUAAAAUUAUUGUUCCACUCCGUUAUGUCCUAUGGGUUGGUCUGUCCAUGUGCUUUCGUAGCUAGUAAUUGUUCAAAAAAAUAUACGUGAAAGGGGAGAAAAAGAAGCGAGAUGAUAUCCUCGAAGAAAUUUUCUCGAUUUAAUGCCACGCGCGCAUUGAUAAUUCAAGACUUUCAGGAAUAAAAUAUUUCUUUAUGUAUAUAUUUUUCUUUAUCUUCAUCAAAGUAUAUUUUGAAUCUCAAAAAUAUUUGAAAUUUAUAAGGACUGAAAGAAUCGUAUAUACUUAUUACAAAUCGAAAUAUAGAAAAAAAAUCAAUAAAACAAUAGAAAAGAAGUUCAGUGAAAAACAGAAAGAAAAAUUAAUGAAUAUUGUUCCUGAAGGUUAGACCUGUGUCUUUAAUCGAUUUAUUCAUUUGCUAAGGACUAUCAUGUAACAAGAAUACGAUCAAAACUAUUAAAAUGACGCUAUGAACUAUUUCAGAUUAAGUAAAAUCAGAUUCUAAGGCUUUCAUGAAUACUUAAUUCGAAAAGGCACAGAAGUUCGAGUUAAAUUAUUUAUCGAUCCUUAUCAUCGCUUCUUUCUUGAUUUGAUCAUUAAGAAAAGCUUCUUUCUCCUCAGAAAACAGACUGUAGGACAGCGUAAAUUCACAAUCGUCGCAUUAUUAGUAAGAAAAA
Monomorium pharaonis (pharaoh ant) is the source of this 4269-nucleotide messenger RNA. Its product is annotated as proteoglycan 4. The coding region runs from base 677 to 3493 and encodes 938 amino acids. Gene Ontology annotation, biological process: negative regulation of centriole replication. The transcript is spliced from 17 exons. The record is from RefSeq and is a predicted model, not a curated record. Lineage: Eukaryota; Metazoa; Arthropoda; Insecta; Hymenoptera; Formicidae. Gene Ontology annotation, molecular function: microtubule binding.